GAAUGAUCCCAUUGUCAUAUCUUUUCUACUCCUUCCAUCGAAGACCAUCUCUUCUUCACGUAUAUACCUGGGUGCGUCAUUGAUCAGAUUAUUGCGCUUCGGCAAAAGUCAUGCUACGUGCGCCGCGCCUAUUGGCGCCAUACACACGGCGAUGCAUUGCCAAAUCGAUAGUCGCUAAACGAACUUAUGCCGCCGUAACGGAUCUUACGAAGUUGCCCACAGUUGGUGAAGAGAUCCACGGAUUCGAACUGAAAAGACGCGAGCAUGUGCCUGAGCUUGAACUCUCAGCACUACAUUUCCAUCAUAAUCGGACUGGCGCCGAAUAUUUACACGUCGCCCGAGAGGACUCGAACAACGUCUUCAGCAUCGGCUUCAAGACGAAUCCGCCGGAUGCCACCGGAGUGCCUCACAUCCUCGAACAUGUAACACUAUGCGGCUCAGAAAAGUAUCCCGUCCGUGACCCCUUCUUCAAAAUGAUGCCUCGUUCACUUCAAAAUUUCAUGAACGCCUUCACCUCUUCCGACUAUACAAUGUAUCCGUUUGCUACAACAAACCCUCAAGACUUCAAGAACUUGCAAUCUGUUUACCUUGACGCGACGCUCAAACCAUUGUUAAAGCGAUCCGAUUUCGUCCAAGAAGGUUGGCGCCUCGGUCCGGAAAAUCCUUUGUCAGCCCCUCCACCCAACUCUAGUUCCGAAGCAGACGACAUAGUCUUCAAGGGAGUUGUGUACAAUGAGAUGAAAGGACAGAUGUCUGAUGCCAACUAUCUCUUCUACAUUCGAUUCAUGGAGCAACUCAUUCCGUCGUUGAACAACAGCGGUGGCGACCCGCAGAAGAUGACGGAAUUGACGUAUGCUCAACUGCAACAAUUCCAUCAACAGCACUAUCAUCCGAGCAAUGCUCGAAUCAUCACAUAUGGGGAUCAGCCUGUACAGUCACACUUAGAGACGCUAGGCCGAGCGCUGGCGGGUUUCGAGAAGGUUCAGAUCGACGCAGACAUCAAAACGCCAAUCUCGCUGGAAGGCGGAGCGAAAGAAGUCACCGCGCCUGGACCCAUAGAUCCAAUGAUGCCAAUUGAUUCACAGUAUAAGACAUCGAUCACGUGGUUGUUGGGCGAUACCACCGACAUUGCGGAAUCUUUUGCCUUACGAAUUGCUACCACUCUCCUUCUGGACGGCUACGGAAGCCCAAUGUAUCAAUCAUUGAUUGAGUCCGGCCUCGGUGCCGACUUCACUCCGAAUACGGGUUACGAUACUUCUGGACUUAAGGGAGUCUUCAGUGUUGGAUUGGUUGGAGUCUCAGAAGGCAAUGUCACCAAUUUGAAAGAGGUCAUUCAAACUACAAUCAGGAACGUUGCCGACAAAGGUCUCGAUCGAUCAAAAGUGCAGGGGUUGAUGCAUCAGCUGGAGCUCGGGCUCAAGCACAAGACUGCAACUUUCGGCAUGGAUCUAGUGCAAAGACUUAAACCAGGCUGGUUCAAUGGUAUCGAUCCUUUCGAUGCUCUGGCUUGGAACAAAACAGUCGAAACUUUCAAGGCGGAGUAUGCCUCAAACCCCACAUAUCUCGAAGAUCUUUUAAAGAAAUACCUUCUGGUGGAAGAGUCGUUGACUUUCACAAUGGUGCCCACCGCAAGCUAUGGCGAAGACCUCAAAGCCGAAGAGCAGACACGUCUCCGUGAAAAAAUUGCCGAAGCCAUAGCAAAGUAUCCCUCUGAGCAAGAAGCUCUCGAAGAUAUCAGACGAUGCGAGGCUGAACUUCAAGCAGAGCAGGAAGAUGGGCGCGAACAAAACCUAGAAUGCCUGCCGAGCCUCAAGGUUGAUGAUAUCCCACGCGCGAAAGAUCAUCCUCAGCUUCGAGACGAAGACACGGCGAAAGGAAAUGUGCGAGUUCAAUGGUAUGAGGCGCCAACCAACGGCUUGGCAUAUUUCCGGGCAGUCAUUCCCUUCGAGAAGGAUGAGCUGAGCAGCGAACUUCGUUUGCUGAUUCCAUUAUUCAAUGACGCGCUCCUUCGGAUUGGUACGAAGGACAAGUCCAUGGGCGAAAUUGAAGACUCGAUCAAGCUCUACACCGGUGGCUUGAGUUUCGGAUAUCACACCACUUCAUCCCCUUUUGAUGCUGGCGAGGCUCAUGAAGGUAUUGUGCUUGCCGCGUACGCUCUGCAAAACAACGUUCCGAAAAUGUACGAGCUAUUACGCACAGUACUGUUGGAUACAGACUUCGAUUCGCCCAAAGCGAGGCUCAUGAUCAAAGAGCUCGUGUCAAGUAGUGCAUCCUCUGCGAUGGACGCCAUGUCUGAUAGAGGCCAUGCAUACGCAAAGCGCUUCGCAGAAGCAGGCGUCUCGCCGGCCGCCAAAAUUUCAGAGAUGACCAGUGGCAUCACACAGGUCCGCUACAUUGCGCGACUCGCAGCCGCCGGAGAAUCAGAAACAAGCCAAGAGAUGCAAAAUGUCAUGCAGAAGCUCAAACAGCUCCAAGCAAUCCUUGCUCAAAAGCUUCGCUUUGAGCGAAGGGGGGUACGUGUAGCGCUGACAUGCUCCUCCGAUGCUGUCCGCGAGAACAGCUCAGCUCUGGAGAAUUUCUUAUCAUCCUGUACAGACUCGGCCUCUUCCAUCUCAUUACCAUCUCUGCCGCCAGUCGCGAUCUCCAAUGAACUCGCUCAACUUCCAGAUUAUCCCCGGAAGGCACUGCUCUUGACACCGUUUCAGAUCUCUCAUAUUGGACUCGCACUUCCGAUUCCGUCGUACUUAUCCAAGAAGAGUGCGCCAUUUGCAGUCCUCGCUCAAAUUCUUACCCACAAGCUACUUCAUCCAAGCAUUCGCGAGCAAGGUGGAGCUUAUGGUGCUGGCGCCGUCGCCAACCCGCUAGGCGGCAGCUUUGGCAUGUACACCUAUCGUGACCCGAACCCAGUCCGUUCUGUUGGAGUCAUGAAUGACGCUGGACGCUGGGCAUUGGAAAAACUUGGCUCCUCUACUGGCAGCGAUUCGAAAGAAGACAUCACUAAGCAGAUUAAUGAGGCGAAGAUGUUGAUAUUCCAAGGCGUUGAUGCGCCUCUGAGCGUCGCAGACAUGGGAAUGAAGAGAUUCCUACACGGCAUCGACGAUCUAAUGGAGAGAAAUAGACGAUUCCAACUUCUGGACGUCGAUCCGAAGCAGAUUAGAGGGGUUGCCCGCGAAUUGAGUGAUACUCUCUCAGCUACUGAGGACAGUAAGGUCCGGUGGGCAGUUCUUGGAAAGGGUUUCGCUAAUGAGGAACCCUCCGCGAAAGAAUGGGCUCAUGUUGACAUGGGCAUCAUCGCCCAAGCUCAUGAGUAGCAUGCCCAUGUGUCAAGGGAUGUCAAAGUCAAACUUCGGGGCAUUCUUGUGUCAUCACCAUAUAGACCAAUUUUGUAUAACAACACUGUAGAACACUGUAGCUUUCCUCCAUACCCUGCCUUUGGGGAAUGAGAUUCAUCUCGUACAUUCCCUUUAUGAGUCUAACAUUCAUAAG
Messenger RNA from Dissoconium aciculare CBS 342.82, 3486 nucleotides. RefSeq lists its product as uncharacterized. Gene Ontology annotation, molecular function: metal ion binding. The transcript is spliced from 2 exons. The record is from RefSeq and is a predicted model, not a curated record. Gene Ontology annotation, biological process: protein processing. The coding region runs from base 111 to 3311 and encodes 1066 amino acids. Gene Ontology annotation, cellular component: mitochondrial matrix. NCBI's taxonomy places the organism in Eukaryota, Fungi, Ascomycota, Dothideomycetes, Mycosphaerellales, Dissoconiaceae.